Molecule: messenger RNA, 712 nt
Organism: Dimorphilus gyrociliatus
Lineage: Eukaryota; Metazoa; Annelida; Polychaeta; Dinophilidae
Source: the annotation of a GenBank genome assembly
UAUGGUUCUACUACCUCAGAAUAUUGUUUUGUCCUUUGAUUCUUUACUACAUGAGUCUCAACCUCGUUUAGAAUCAUAUAAACAUCAGAAACGGCCAAGUAUUAGAGCGCAUCUCGAAAUGAAUUUAGCUAAUUCUAUUACAGAUGUUCACAAGAUUUAUCAUAGUACCGAUCAAUCGGAUGUAAAUGAUGUUGAGAUAAUCAAGAACGAGAAAUUUAUAAAUAAAGAGCGUUCACCUCCGAAAGCUGCGUUAUCUCGUACAAAAAUGAAGAGUAAGUUAUCAAGAGAAAUCCUACCGACCAGCUGCUAUUCAAAUAGGGCAUUUGAUGAAGUUGCCGUCGUUGAAGAGGAUUUAAAAAGUUUCGAUGCCGACAUUGAUCUAGAUGAUACUGUAAAAGAUACUCUAGAUAGAAAAUCUCAAAUUCCUACAUCUACAACAUCAGAAUUUCGCCUAGAGGAUAUAGAAGGUGUCUUAGAUACUUCAAAAGCAAUUACCGAUGCCGUUUUAGAGGGUGAUAGCGAUACGGAAGAUGUACCAAGUUUACCCUACGAUACAUAUGAUACAAGUGAUUAUUUCUCAAACUCUCAGCAAAAUUCAGAAAUUAGUUCAAAUAUAAACUCAAACUGUUCAAAUGAUAGAAAAGAAGAAAAAUACAAAAAAUUAACUGGUAUUAACUUAGAAGGUUUAAAUAAUAGCGAAUGUAGCGUCUAA